GCGCGGUGGACGGUCUGAACCGUACUUCUCGGAUUUCACCGGGCUUUCGCUGCUCCAGAGCUCAGCAUGGCUUCCUCACGAGCCUCGUCCACGCAGGCAACCAAAACUAAGGCACCUGAUGACUUAGUGGCCCCCGUUGUGAAGAAACCACACAUCUAUUAUGGAAGUUUGGAAGAGAAGGAGAGGGAACGUCUGGCCAAAGGAGAGUCUGGGAUUUUGGGAAAAGAAGGACUUAAAGCUGGAAUUGAAGCAGGAAAUAUUAACAUAACCUCUGGAGAGGUGUUUGAAAUUGAAGAGCACAUCAGUGAACGACAGGCUGAAGUAUUAGCCGAAUUUGAGAGAAGAAAGCGAGCCCGGCAGAUCAAUGUUUCCACUGAUGACUCAGAGGUCAAGGCUUGCCUUAGAGCCUUGGGGGAGCCCAUCACGCUCUUUGGAGAGGGUCCGGCUGAAAGAAGAGAAAGGUUAAGAAAUAUCCUCUCAGUGGUUGGUACUGAUGCCUUAAAAAAGACCAAAAAAGAUGAUGAGAAAUCUAAGAAGUCCAAAGAGGAGUAUCAGCAAACCUGGUACCACGAAGGACCAAACAGCCUGAAGGUGGCUAGACUGUGGAUUGCUAAUUACUCACUGCCCAGGGCAAUGAAACGCUUGGAAGAGGCCCGUCUCCAUAAAGAGAUUCCAGAGACAACAAGGACCUCCCAGAUGCAAGAGCUGCACAAAUCUCUCCGGUCUUUGAAUAAUUUCUGCAGCCAAAUUGGGGAUGAUCGGCCUAUCUCCUACUGCCACUUUAGUCCUAAUUCCAAAAUGCUGGCCACAGCUUGUUGGAGUGGGCUUUGCAAGCUCUGGUCUGUUCCCGACUGCAGCCUCCUUCACACUCUCCGAGGCCAUAACACAAACGUAGGAGCAAUUGUAUUCCAUCCAAAAUCCACUGUCUCCUUGGACCAGAAAGAUGUCAAUCUGGCCUCUUGUGCUGCUGAUGGGUCUGUGAAGCUUUGGAGCCUUGACAGUGACGAACCAGUGGCAGAUAUUGAAGGCCAUACAGUACGUGUGGCCCGUGUAAUGUGGCAUCCAUCAGGACGUUUUUUGGGCACCACCUGCUAUGACCGCUCAUGGCGCUUAUGGGAUUUAGAGGCUCAAGAGGAGAUCCUGCAUCAGGAAGGCCACAGCAUGGGCGUGUAUGACAUCGCCUUCCAUCAGGAUGGCUCUUUGGCUGGCACUGGGGGACUGGAUGCAUUUGGUCGUGUUUGGGACCUGCGCACAGGACGGUGUAUCAUGUUCCUAGAAGGCCACCUGAAGGAAAUCUAUGGAAUAAAUUUCUCCCCCAAUGGCUACCACAUUGCGACCGGCAGCGGUGACAACACCUGCAAAGUGUGGGACCUUCGGCAGCGGCGCUGUGUCUAUACCAUCCCUGCCCAUCAGAACUUAGUGACCGGUGUCAAGUUUGAGCCUAUCCAUGGAAAUUUCUUGCUCACUGGUGCUUACGACAAUACAGCCAAGAUCUGGACCCACCCGGGCUGGUCCCCACUGAAGACUCUGGCCGGCCACGAAGGCAAAGUGAUGGGCCUAGACAUUUCUUCCGAUGGGCAGCUCAUAGCCACUUGCUCGUACGAUAGGACCUUCAAGCUCUGGAUGGCUGAAUAGGCAGGAGUGUGGAAAAAGGACUCUAACCGCAAGCUCUCCCUUGAGAACCAUUUUCAAAAGAAAGGAAUUGAUGUGUUUUGUCCAAUCGUGUUUUUCGCCAGGUGCCAUGUAUAGGGCCUCGAAAGAAUUGGUCACUCUCCACUCCAGGUAGGCAGCCACAUUUCUGGCAGUUGAUGAACCUAUUUCAUAGAUGAAAUUUUAAUUCUCAUCUGCAAGCCCUGCCACGGACUAUGUAGACAUUGUUUUUAUUAAUCUUUUGUUUGAAUGCCUUACUGCCUCCUUCAUAGCACUCGGGGUUGUGACUGGCUCCAUUUUUCAUUUUGAAACUUGGCUUUCCUUUACAUGGUACAUGCUUCGGGACUAUGUGUGACCCACAGGGCAAGGCGGCCACACUGUAGUUCGGAAGUCCUCAAGUAAAGCGGCUCUUCUCACCACAUGCUGCUUAACUGAUGUCUGACAGAGUGGGAGCCUUUUCUCUAUACCUUGAGAAGGGAGGUGAAGGGGUGGGCCACAGCUGUGCUCAGGGCGGUGUGGUAAGGAGGCUCUUACCUCUUGCUGUUGAGUUCGCCUGGAAUGCUGACCGCAUCAGGAAGCUCAGGACUGAACAUUUGCCCCGUCUGUCUUCCAUUCUGCUCUGAAGCGUGGCAUCCUUCUUGUUACCCCAGAGCUAGGCCACCGUGUCAACAUGCAGUGAGAUUUUUAGAACACAGAUGUGAAAUCGUGCUGUGCCACCUCCUUUGUGUUAGUUAUUUAGAGGGUGCACCCUUCGUGUCAAGGUUACCGGAAAAAAAUCCUAAUGGAGAUUCCCGAACAUAAACCUCUUUUCUUUUUUCUUUAUUACACACUUGCUACAGAGUAGAAUCCUAUUAUAAAAACUCAUUUUGUAUAGUUUUUUCUGAAUUGCAGCCAUUGGUCCAUAGAAGUCCCCCCCCUUUUUUUAUUUGAGAUAUACUGGGUGGUAUUAAAUAUGACUUAUUCCAGCUUCAGCCUCCUUAUGGUUGUUUUGUAGAGAUCGUUGCACUGUGGGCCAGACUAGCAGGGACGUGUGUCUGAACUCUGUCCUUCGUGCUCAUUGGUCAUGCAGCAGUUACCUUCGGCUCUUUCCACCCCAGAUGUACAGCCGCUGAGGCUGUGUGUUGUGAGAGUAGAGUACGCAGCCCAUUCUCACAGUAACACAGGCAUUUGGAAGAGGAAAGGAAUUAUAUAGAGUCGGAGAAAGGCUGAUAUGAUGGCUUUUCCUUAAAUGUUGUAAACCCUUUCGUUUGAUGUUUGCUUUUCUAAUUCUGGUGACCUGUGAACGUGUGAAUAUAUAGCUAAGUAUUC
This is a messenger RNA of Hyaena hyaena (striped hyena), 2958 nucleotides long. It is a transcript of the gene PRPF4, whose product is annotated as pre-mRNA processing factor 4. The transcript has 14 exons. Gene Ontology annotation, biological process: mRNA splicing, via spliceosome. Bases 67 to 1635 code for a protein of 522 amino acids. Gene Ontology annotation, molecular function: U6 snRNA binding; U4 snRNA binding; protein binding. Gene Ontology annotation, cellular component: U4/U6 x U5 tri-snRNP complex. Lineage: Eukaryota; Metazoa; Chordata; Mammalia; Carnivora; Hyaenidae. The record is from RefSeq and is a predicted model, not a curated record.